CUCUUAUAAUCACCAACCAAGGGCUCUUAAAAAUAUUCAGCGGAAACACGGACCACAUCACAGAGAGGUUGAGGCAGACCUUGCUGCUGUGAGCAAGCUCAUCUCUGGAACAAACCGACAGCACUACUCUGCUGGUGUUCACUGGAACAGAACCAUGGAUGAGUAUGAGUAUGUAGAUACCAGGCUCUUCAACAAUUCCAAUGAUAGCAGCCAGGGGCAUGAAGACUUCCUGCAGUUCAGUAAGUUUUUUCUGCCCUGCAUGUACCUGGUGGUGUUCAUCUGUGGCCUGUUGGGGAACUCCCUGGUGCUGGUCAUAUACAUCUUCUACCAGAAGCUGAAGAGCCUGACGGACGUGUUCCUGAUGAACCUGCCCUUGGCUGACCUGGUGUUUGUCUGCACGCUGCCCUUUUGGGCCUACGCAGGCAUCCAUGAGUGGGUCUUCGGCAAUAUCAUGUGCAAAACCCUGCUGGGCAUCUACACUUUGAACUUCUACACGUCCAUGCUCAUCCUUACCUGCAUCACUGUGGACCGCUUCAUUGCAGUGGUUCGGGCCACCAAGGCCUACAACCAGCAGGCCAAGCGGAUGACCUGGGGCAAGGUCAUCUGCUUGUCCAUCUGGGUGACCUCCCUGCUGGUUUCCCUGCCGCAGAUCAUCUAUGGCAAUGUCCUUUAUCUCGACAAGCUCAUCUGUGGUUAUCACAAUGAGGAGAUUUCCACUGUGGUUCUUGCUACCCAGAUGACACUGGGGUUCUUUCUGCCACUGCUUGCCAUGAUUGUCUGCUACUCAGUCAUAAUCAAGACCCUGCUUAAUGCCCGAGGCUUCCAGAAGCACAAGUCUCUAAAGAUCAUCUUCCUGGUGGUGGCUGUGUUCCUGCUGACCCAGACGCCCUUCAACCUUGUGAAGCUCAUCCGCAGCAUAAGCUGGGAGUACUACACCAAGACCAGCUUUCACUAUGCCAUCAUAGUGACUGAGGCCAUCGCCUAUCUGCGGGCCUGCCUUAACCCCGUGCUCUAUGCCUUUGUUGGCCUGAAGUUUCGAAAGAACUUCUGGAAGCUUGUGAAUGACAUUGGCUGCCUCCCUUACCUGGGGGUCUCAAGCCAAUGGAAGUCUUCUGAGGACACUUCCAAGACUUGUUCUGCCUCCCACAACGUGGAGGCCACCAGCAUGUUCCAGCUGUAAGCCUUGCCAGAGCUCAGAGAAGCUGCUCGGGAAUUUACAGGAGCUUGGCUGUGUCCUGUUGUUACGACAAGAAAGGCUCUGUUUAUAGCUUGUGCAUUCUCGUGGAGAAGUAAUCAAAUGCUGUUGCUGGCGUGGAAUGCUUCUUGGGCACGAACACAUUCUGUUCUCUUCUUGAACACACAGGCCUAAAGCUCAAAGGGAGUCUAAAAACUCUAAGGGCUUUCCUUCCUCUAUCCCCAAGAAUGCCGACACCAAGGAAGUGACACAUGACUCUCAAGACCUCAGGUUCUCCUUCAGUGGGACUAGGACUCAAGGUUGAAGAGAGGAGCAUGGCCAACAAAGCUGUUGAUGGCAGGUGACACUCUGGGCUCCCAAGUUCAGAAGAUUUUUCUGGCUACUGGGAAGCAGGGAAGAUUAGACCAACCAUGAAAACAAGUGCUGGCCCAUAUGGCUGAGACCUCAAUCACCAGGCACCUAACAGAAAUGAGAUCAGGUUCUGCCUCACCUUGGGGUUUAACUUUCAUGUAGAUAGAUGCUUAUGUUCUCUUUGCUUCAUCCUGGAAGGACCAGCAGCAGGGAAUAUGAAUGUGCCAAAACAAAUUAGAAUCAGCUGAGAAUUCCAGUGGUCCACAGAAUGAUAGAAAAAUGUGCAAAGCAGAGUUUAAGACUAUCAAGAAUCUAAGCAGCAUUUCUGAAAUGGAUUCUCUGGUGGGUUUGCUCAUUUAAAAACUGAAUUAUCCAAUACCUGACACACACACAUAUAAGUCA
Molecule: messenger RNA, 1948 nt
Organism: Ceratotherium simum simum (southern white rhinoceros)
Lineage: Eukaryota; Metazoa; Chordata; Mammalia; Perissodactyla; Rhinocerotidae
Gene: CXCR6
Product: C-X-C motif chemokine receptor 6
Biological process (GO): immune response; cell chemotaxis; G protein-coupled receptor signaling pathway
Cellular component (GO): external side of plasma membrane; membrane
Molecular function (GO): C-C chemokine receptor activity; coreceptor activity; C-C chemokine binding
Source: RefSeq, a predicted model, not a curated record